ACUUGGCUCCAAGAUGACCAAAAAAAGGAGAAACAACGGUCGUGCCAAAAAGGGCCGCGGCCAUGUGCAGCCAAUUCGCUGCACUAACUGCGCCCGCUGUGUGCCCAAGGACAAGGCCAUUAAGAAGUUCGUCAUUCGGAACAUCGUAGAGGCGGCUGCCGUCAGGGACAUAUCCGAAGCAAGUGUCUUCGACGCCUAUGUGCUCCCCAAACUCUACGUCAAGCUGCAUUACUGUGUGAGCUGUGCUAUUCAUAGCAAGGUGGUCAGGAAUCGAUCUCGGGAAGCUCGGAAGGACCGAACACCCCCACCCCGAUUUAGACCUGCUGGUGCCGCACCGCGACCUCCACCAAAGCCCAUGUAAAGUGACUUCCUAAAGACAGAAGAAAACACCUUGGAAAA
Chionomys nivalis (European snow vole) is the source of this 399-nucleotide messenger RNA. Its product is annotated as 40S ribosomal protein S26. The transcript has a single exon. Lineage: Eukaryota; Metazoa; Chordata; Mammalia; Rodentia; Cricetidae. Bases 14 to 361 code for a protein of 115 amino acids. Gene Ontology annotation, molecular function: structural constituent of ribosome; mRNA binding. Gene Ontology annotation, biological process: translation. Gene Ontology annotation, cellular component: ribosome; cytosolic small ribosomal subunit. The record is from RefSeq and is a predicted model, not a curated record.